AUGCGCCUGCAUACUUACAUGACUAACAGGCAGCUUCGAGGCUAUCUGCAAAUGGCUCUGCGUCAUGCUGUUCACUGUCCACAAAGAACUAGCUCUGGUCAAGCAAUCUGGGCCUUAAAGACACCUGCCGGCCAACGCGGUAUCCCCUUUAGUGGCAAUAUGAUGGACAAUAGUGCACCAGGUCGCCAAUUAGUAGACCCUAUCAAAAUUUUUAAAAUCACUCCCGAUGGGGGAAUUGAGUCGCUCGUUGAAUUUGAUCGAGAACAUGUUGCGAUGUAUCUCCUUUCGGUUGGGGUGAGGGAUAAUGGAAGCAAACCCUACUCCACCUACGCGUCAGUGCUAGUUCAAAUCUUGGAUGAAAAUGACAAUGCACCAGUGUGGUCGUUUCCUACUGAAACUGCUAGACAGAUUAAUAUUACAACGGCUAAUCCCCCUGGAUCACUGGUCGCCAGACUUCAGGCUCAUGAUGCAGACACCGAUGGCGCUGGUAGAGUUGAAUUUCAAAUCCUGGAUUCAAACGGGCAGUCUAUGCCGCCGGUAUCAAUUUCCCGCGGUCUUUACAACGCUCCUCCACCUCAACCGUCACAGCAAUCCAAGCAUUCUCCUAUGAUUCUUCAGGAGGAAUUAAUGGGCUACCGUGUCGGCCCCUUCUACUUGAAUGGCUCCACUGGUGAACUGCUAGUUGCUGAUCGUUUGGUUCCUCUAAAUCUCAAAAUCCGUCUCAGAGCUAUUGAUUGUGGUGACGCCCAGCGACUCUACACAGACACUUGGAUGAUCAUCAAUGUUAAGAUGGAUCCGAAUGAAUUUGGGGGUUUACUAGGUGGUGGCCAGGUCGGGGCGCUCAAUGUCACAAUCAUUCUUGUAAUGAUUGCAGUUACAGCAAUAAUCUCCCUUUUGCUGAUUAUUGCAAUCGUGUGUGUUCGACGGAAACCAUCACGAGCUGUAAUAGGCAACGGCACAGCGGUAGUAGAAUCUGAAGGAAGAAUGGUUGCCUAUUCUCCAGGAAGUCCAUUUUUGAUACCAGAUUCGAACAAGGAGACCCUAUCGGCGAAUACUUGGAAUGGAUCAUCAAAGGACUUCUAUCCGCCAGGUGGUCUGACGAUUGAUGAGAAUGGUCAGGUCAUUUCAACUGGUGGAAUGGCUUAUGGAUCACCUAUUCUUGGGUCAGAUAAAGCAAGCAUCUUUUGCGGAGGAGUUCCUCAGCAGUACGCGUCUCUCGAAGCGAAUGGUGAUGUUAUCAGUGGAACUUUGCCGAUGCAUACGUUUGGUACAAUGUCCCGAAAUCUCCGACAACCCGGCGUUCUAGGUAGUGUUCAUGGUUCCACCACGGGCAUGCGGAUGGCCGGAAGUCUUCAAUAUGAUGCUGAUAGUGGCGAUUCUGGACGUGGACCUUCUGAAGAUGGAAAUCAGCUCAUGAUGAUGGAUAAUCAAAGAAUGUUUUCCCCGCAUCCUGGCUACGCAUACGGUACUUGCUCAGGUUAUCGAUCAGCUAGUCGUAUGAGUUACGGCCCACGGUCCGCAAGUGCUCUGGGUAACCCCUCAAAUGGUUGUGUUGUAAAUUCCAACAAUGGAAUGAUGAACGCAUCUUCCCGUACCUUCAUUAAUGAUCCUCACAACAAUGGAGAUCCCUGUUCGUGCUACGUUGAAGAAGGUCAACAACAAGGUCAUCUCCAGCAGUCUCAAUCACCGCCAUAUGGUGAAUAUAUUGACACCCCUGGUAGUCCAUUCGGUGCUCAAAGGAGUCCCCUAGGAGGGUAUAGAACCUUCCACUUCUCACCAAGUCCGCAAAGAUUUACCCCAGGAGCUGGAGAGUCCACAAUAUCAGCCUCCAUUGGUUCUCUGCCGCGCUCUAGAGCCCCCAGUCGAUCGACUGUCACCUUUCAAUCUCCCAGUCUCGUCCACCAACAGCCUCAACAACAACCCAUUAAGUUAGACCUUCGGGGACCCGUGGAAUUAGACAGUGGUGAAGCUACUUUCUCUGGUCUUCCACCCCGACCUACUACACGAACUGUUAAUAAUCUGGAUGGCAAGGAAGACAUCGGGGGUUGA
This is a messenger RNA of Rodentolepis nana, 2049 nucleotides long. Lineage: Eukaryota; Metazoa; Platyhelminthes; Cestoda; Cyclophyllidea; Hymenolepididae. The record is from the annotation of a GenBank genome assembly.